AUGUCCACCAAUCCUUCUGUCAUUGCUACUGAUGAGGAUGAGCCUUACUCCAGUGGAACAUCUGCCUCUGUCAGUUACAACACACCUGGCUUAUCACUGGGUUCUUCUGCCAGUGUUACUGGUGACACACGUGUCUUCUCUAGUAACACCUCCAGUGUGUCCAAUGGACCUACCCAGCCAAGUUUAUCCAGCACAUCCUACAGUACAUAUCUUGGCCUGUUUGAGGAAGAAUACCUGUCAGAUGACCCCGACCUCCAAGAAGCCAUUUCAAGGUCUUUAGACUCAAGUGCAAGUGAAAGUGACGUCCAGAGCUUAGAGAGAAUCUUGGAGCAGAUUGUUACUAGAGUAAAUAAUGACAGCACUGUACGCUUCAACAUCAUAAGGCGAAAUGUGUGGGAUGGAGCAUCCAGAGCCAUGGGCAGAUCAAUUUUUCACCAGAGAAAAAAAAUAGAUGUGAAGUUUACUGAUGACUAUGGAAUAUCUGAGGGUGCUGUUGACAAUGGAGGACCUACUCGGGAGUUCUUCCGACUUUGCCUCUGUGAAGUCAAGGACAAACUUGGCAUCUUUGAAGGUCCACCCAAUGCUAAAGUUCUUACGUGCAAUUCUAAAGCAAUGAAAGAUAAUGGAUACUACUAUGCUGGCCAGAUCAUGGCAAUGUCAAUUGCCCAUGGGGGACAGAGUCCAUGUUUCUUGUCUGAACUCUUGUAUGAGUGUCUUCAAAAGGGUCCAGACAAUGUAAAAGUCAGCACUGAGCAUAUUACUGAUGAGGAAACAAGGUCACAAGUGCAGUCGAUCGUACAGGCCGAGAAUGAUCUACAGCUGCAAGAUGCAGUUGCACAGGCAGCCAGCUUGAUCAGUCUUGCUGGUCACAAUGUUUGCAUAACACUUCAAAACAAACAAGAAACUGCUUUGGAUCUGGCUCACUGGUAUGUCCUUCAACGGACCCGUGCACCUUUUGAAAGGUUCAGAGAUGGCUUGAGGUCUCUAGGUGUCCUAGAUGCUCUACAGACAUACCCUCUUCAGAUGAAGGAGUAA
Oreochromis aureus is the source of this 1035-nucleotide messenger RNA. RefSeq names its product G2/M phase-specific E3 ubiquitin-protein ligase-like. The record is from RefSeq and is a predicted model, not a curated record. The coding region runs from base 1 to 1035 and encodes 344 amino acids. Gene Ontology annotation, molecular function: ubiquitin-protein transferase activity. The transcript is spliced from 7 exons. NCBI's taxonomy places the organism in Eukaryota, Metazoa, Chordata, Actinopteri, Cichliformes, Cichlidae.